GUGACGCCUCCUGUCCUCUCAGAUCAACCGGCUGCAUUUCCUCAUUUGGGAAAACCGCAGAGCGGGUUUUUGUGCUCAUGUGUCGCUGUGCAGCAGGAGGCAGCGCUGAGGACGGUGCUGCUCUGCACCGAGUCACCUCCAAAAACACACAGCUCAGGAUGCGUGUCACCCGACUGAAGCUCAAUGACGCUCCACUUUGAAGACUAGCUUGUCUGGCUUUCUACUUGCCUUCGACAUGAUGGGAGGACUGCGCUGGGUUUCCCACAGAGCCACUGUUGCAGUGAUCAGAAGAAGCAUCAUGGCAGUUCUGUCUCUGGCUUUGCUGUUACCAGCCAUGAAGGUCGGUGCUCAGGUAAUUGGAAGCCCUCUUGACUGUCGUAAGACCUGCGUGUGUGCCAGCAACAUCAUCAGCUGUUCCAAGAUGAACCUAAGCAACAUUCCCACGGCUCUUCCAGGAUAUACAGCUGUACUGGAUCUCAGCUUCAACCACAUCACCAGGCUGCGUGCUGAGUGGACCCCCGUCAGACUUGACAGACUGCACAGCCUGCUGCUCAGCCACAAUGACCUCACCUUCCUCUCCUCUGAAGCGUUUGUACAUGUAACGAGGCUCCGUCACCUGGACCUUUCCUCAAAUGGACUCAGACAGCUGGACGAGUGCAUCUUUGAGCCCCUGGAGGAUCUGGAGGUACUGCUGCUUUAUAACAAUCGCAUCUCUCAAAUAGAUCGGUCAGCCUUCUCUGGACUUGCCAACCUGCAGAGGCUGUACCUGAGCCAGAACCAGAUCUCACGCUUCCCCUUGGAAUUGGUGAAGGAGCGAAGUCGUUUGGGGAGUCUCAGACUCUUGGAUGUGUCCUUCAACCGAAUCAAACUCCUGCCACUCCACGAGCUUCGGGCUCUGCCUGCCUGGAUAAAAAAUGGCCUCUACUUUCACAACAACCCUCUUCCUUGCAGCUGUGACCUGUAUGAAUUGGUUGGACGUUGGAACCUCAAAGAGCUCAGCUCUGCUACUGAUUACAGACGUGAUCACACUUGUGUGAUUCCAGGGCCACAGAAGGGAAAAGUGGCUGUGCUAGAUCUGGAUAAGGUUCAUUUGAACUGCAGUGAGGUCAAAACUAUGGAUGAAGUUGCCUAUCUGGAACAGUUCUUGGUUCUGGACUGUGACACCAGGCAGAAGGACAUGAUGAAGAGCUGGAUGCUUCCUGGAAACACCCCAGUUUCUCCAUCAAACAAAACUGCUGUGAUGCUUCCUAGUGGAAGCCUCCAGAUUGGACCCUUGAAGGUUGAAGACUCAGGGGUCUACACCUGCUUUGCCACCAGUGACACCCUCAAUGAAACCCUCUAUGUAACUGUGGUGGUCUUUAACUCCACCAUGAGUGGAGGGCUGGAGAACCUGAAGACUGCCUACACCACACUGGUAGCAUGUUUCAUUAGUGUACUUAUGAUUCUCAUCUACCUCUACCUCACGCCCUGCCAAUGUGCUUGCUGUCCAGGUCAGGACACAAAUAAGUCCUCCCCUAGGGAGAGCCCUCACUCAUCCACUGUUAGCAUCCCACAAGCACAGGAGGUGACAAGACAAGAAAGUGGGGAAGGUGCAGGGAAGGACUUCAGCUACAGGCAUGUGGUGGAACAGAAUGGGAAGUUGAACCCAAUAGGUGAGGAAGAUGAGGAGUGGCAAGGGGAAGGCCUAAAGAAGAGGAGGACGUCUGAUGCUGAGUCCGUGAGCUCCGAUACUCCAAUGGUGGUGUAAAAGUCAAAGGCUGGAUGAUGAUGGAACCAUGCACAUUUAUUUAAACAUGUACCUUCCAAAGUAAAGAUUUAAUCGCAAUCACUGGUGCCAUAGUAGCAUGUACAAAUCAUAAGAAGUAAUCAGUGCAAAAAAUUCUGAGAAAGCAACGUGGGGAGGAAAAAAAAAAAUCUUUUGGUGCCCAGAGACAUGGUUAAAAAUAUACCAUUUUAACACAGUAAUGGAGAAGAUCUGAUUCAGUUCACCAGGCCUGACAUUAAACCCACUCCAUUGUAGUCUAUAUAGUGUUUUCAAAGAUCUCACAAUGAUCCCAUCCACAACUUCAACCCUGCAAAAAA
Thalassophryne amazonica is the source of this 2082-nucleotide messenger RNA. Its product is annotated as amphoterin-induced protein 1-like. The record is from RefSeq and is a predicted model, not a curated record. The transcript is spliced from 2 exons. Gene Ontology annotation, biological process: brain development. Gene Ontology annotation, molecular function: protein binding. The coding region runs from base 236 to 1747 and encodes 503 amino acids. NCBI's taxonomy places the organism in Eukaryota, Metazoa, Chordata, Actinopteri, Batrachoidiformes, Batrachoididae.